Aspergillus pseudonomiae is the source of this 2247-nucleotide messenger RNA. RefSeq names its product GMC family oxidoreductase. Gene Ontology annotation, molecular function: flavin adenine dinucleotide binding; oxidoreductase activity, acting on CH-OH group of donors. Bases 274 to 1902 code for a protein of 542 amino acids. Lineage: Eukaryota; Fungi; Ascomycota; Eurotiomycetes; Eurotiales; Aspergillaceae. The transcript has 2 exons. The record is from RefSeq and is a predicted model, not a curated record.
CCGCCGAAGGGAUCCAAAAGUAGGUAAAGAUUGGAAUCAUGAGAAAGGAAAAAAAAAAAAGAGUUUGUCAGUAAGAAAGAAGUGGUGGUCUGAUGGCCGAUGGCCGACGGCCUGCAUCACCGCAUAAUUCCUUCCUCCAAUUUAAAAGUCGGAGUUAUCUCCUCUCUUUUUCUCUUCUUUUUCCCUCAAAUCAUACCUCCUCUUCUCUCAGCCCUCUCCCCUCUUACCUAUAUCUUCUUGUAUUUUUAAGUGGAUUCUUGUACCUUUCUCAACAUGGCUACCACGAAUGAUUUCCCGGCCGGUGAUGUCAACAGCUACGACUAUAUCAUCGUUGGAGGUGGCACGGCAGGCUGUGUCAUUGCCAGCCGUCUGGCGCAGUACUUGCCCAACAAGCGUAUCCUUGUCAUCGAAGGUGGUCCCAGCGACUUCAACGAUGACAGGGUUCUCAAUUUGAGAGAGUGGCUCAAUCUGCUGGGAGGCGAGUUGGACUACGACUAUCCUACUACCGAGCAGCCCAUGGGCAACAGCCAUAUCCGUCAUUCGCGCGCUAAAGUCCUUGGUGGUUGCUCUAGCCACAAUACCCUUAUCUCUUUCCGUCCGUUUGAAUAUGACUGCCAGAGGUGGGAACAGCAAGGUUGCAAGGGCUGGUCCUUUGAGACCUUCACCCGCAUUGUGGACAACCUGCGCAAUACCUUUCAACCUGUCCACGCUCGUCACCGCAACCAGCUCUGCAAGGAUUGGGUUGAGGCUUGCUCCUCUGCUAUGAACAUCCCCAUCAUUCCUGACUUCAACAAGGAGAUCCGCGAGAAUGGCAAGCUUACUGAGGGUGUUGGAUUCUUCAACGUUUCUUAUAACCCGGACGACGGCCGCCGUAGCAGUGCCAGUGUCGCUUAUAUCCACCCCAUCUUGCGGGGUGAGGAGAAGCGCCCCAACCUGACUAUUCUAACCAACGCCUGGGUAUCUCGCGUGAAUGUUGAAGGAGACACCGUUACCGGUGUCAAUUUGACCUUGCAGUCGGGCGCCAAGCACACCCUGCGGGCCAAGAAGGAGACCAUCCUGUGUGCCGGUGCUGUAGACACUCCUCGCCUAAUGCUGCUCUCUGGGUUGGGUCCUCAGAACCAGCUAAACUCCUUGGGAAUUCAAGUGGUUAAGGACAUCCCUGGUGUCGGUGAAAACCUCCUGGACCACCCGGAGAGUAUCAUUAUGUGGGAGCUCAACCGCCCCGUUCCCCCCAACCAGACCACCAUGGACUCUGAUGCUGGCAUCUUCUUGCGUCGCGAGCUUCCUAAUGCCGCUGGUUCUGAUGGCCGUAGCGCCGAUCUUAUGAUGCACUGCUACCAGAUCCCAUUCGAUCUCAACACCAGUCGCCUCGGAUACGACGCUCCUGUUAAUGCAUUCUGCAUGACUCCCAACAUUCCUCGCCCCCGCUCUCGUGGCCGUAUCUACCUGACCUCGGCUGACCCCAACGUGAAACCAGCUUUGGAUUUCCGUUACUUCACUGAUCCCGAGGGUUAUGAUGCUGCCACCAUAGUUGCCGGUCUCAAGGCAGCUCGUGAGAUUGCCCAGCAGGCUCCUUUCAAGGAUUGGAUCAAGCGUGAAGUUGCCCCCGGUCCCAAGGUCCAGACCGACGAGGAGUUGUCCGAAUAUGGUCGUCGUGUGGCCCACACUGUCUACCACCCUGCUGGAACCACAAAGAUGGGUGAUGUUUAUCGUGAUCCUCUGGCAGUCGUUGAUCCUCAGCUGAAGGUCCGUGGCCUGAAGAAUGUCCGUAUUGCUGACGCCGGUGUCUUCCCUGAGAUGCCCAGCAUCAACCCAAUGUUGACAGUACUGGCCGUCGGAGAGCGUGCUGCUGAGUUGAUUGCUGAAGAGGCUGGAUGGAAGCGUGAGCAACCCCGCCUGUAAACUUGUCUUUGGUCCCUUACUUGGGAUACCUCGCUGUUUUGCGAAGGCAACUACCUAGGGGGUAUAUACGAGCGACAUUGGAAGUACUCGGAUGUCGUACGAUUCAUGACUUAUGUCCACAACAUCGAAUUGAAAAAAUGAAAAAUGCAAAAAAGACGAGGCGGGAGUUCUUCAUCGCUACAUGUUGCACUAUUGGCAGUGGCUAAAUGGAUAGGGCUAUUGUAUUACCUUUCCCAUAUCUUGUAUUCCUGUACUUAUUCCUAUGAUUUUGAGCGAUUACAGUUUUAGCGCCCGUACGUAGCGCCAUCGGGCUCUAUAGAAAUUAUUCCAAGAUUUCAAACCAGG